This is a messenger RNA of Cyphellophora attinorum, 1596 nucleotides long. RefSeq lists its product as uncharacterized. NCBI's taxonomy places the organism in Eukaryota, Fungi, Ascomycota, Eurotiomycetes, Chaetothyriales, Cyphellophoraceae. The record is from RefSeq and is a predicted model, not a curated record. Bases 1 to 1596 code for a protein of 531 amino acids. The transcript is spliced from 2 exons.
AUGUCGACGCAACAAGAAAUUUAUACUGGGAUCUGGGUGAACUGGUCUUACGGCAAGGUUCACGGGUCCACAAUUACCCUAUCGCCCGAAGGUAGUGCCUACUUUAUCGCAUUCAUUGCUCUCUUUGUCAGACUCGUCGGCAGCCAUCUAUGGACGAACAUAGCCUUCACUACAUCACUCAUUCGCUCAAGCAGACCGCGAGAUGGACUCUAUCACCAGCAGCAAGCUAUUCUCCGCAACUCCUCUUCGCCCGCAAGUGUCACCUGGGACACACUCAAGCUAGCGUGGUUCUGGAACGGCUCUGCCCCUGGAGCUAAAUCACGAACUCUGACUUUCGCUUUCUUCAGUCUGAGCUACAUAAUCGCCUUUACAGCAGCCGGUAUUUUCUCAUCUAAGAUAUCAUCCACAAAUUCAGAGGUCCUCCUAGUGUCUGGUCAGAACUGUGGGCUUUGGGAUGACGAGACUCUCGGCCCAGCUCCCGACUAUUCAUCAAGUGCUUACCAGGCCUGGCAGUUCCAGGGAAUACGACUCGAAACCAACAUUAACCAGGCUUUUAGGAGUGCUCAUUCAUACGUGUCCCAGUGUCACGAUAGCAAUGGCACAGUCAAUGUUGGAGAUGCAAGUUGUCUACCUCUAGGUAGAGAGACUAUAGCAUGGACUAGUCAAGUCGCCGACUGCCCUUUCGAUACCCACUUAUGUAUUGCAGACGCGAUACAAUUCGAUAGUGGCUUUAUCAACUCGCAUACUCAUCUGGGCAUCAAUGCUGGCAGUGAGGAUCGGAUCGAAUACCGUCGGGUAACGACGUGUGCGCCAAUCACAACUGAAGGCCAUGUCUCAAAUUGGGUCAACGCAACAGAGGCUGGCUUCACUAUUGAUGACGGAGGUUGGAUGGAUGGUGAGACUUUGUUGAAAUACGCAUAUGGUCAGAACUAUUUAUUCAGCAACAACACGACGUUUGCCUACAGUAACUACACAUGGGGUUUUCUUGUGGGUUACUGGAGCGAGCCUAAUAUAUACAAGCUGGACAUUGAAAUCUCCCUCGCGGAUCCUAACAACCCUAAUAGUUUGGCAGGAGCAACCUUCACAGCAUUGCCGACACUAUCUCGAGAAGACGCCGACACUGUACUUGUAUUCCUCAGUAUCAACGGCACAUCCCUAGUCCGAAUCGACGAUCCAUGGCUAAAAUAUACAACUGAGGUUGAAGCUUUCAAAGUGAACUCCAAUGGGACGACAACCCCCACGAUGACAAUGUAUCGACGCAAUGCACCCGUGAAUGUAGUUGCUUGCGCUGAGCAACACCAACUUCGCAAUCCCAGAACAGGCGCUACAAGUCGGUUAGGCGGCAUGGAAGUCAACACAUAUCCUGUGGCUGACUCGCUAGGGUUCAACCAGAAUCAAUUGCUGACCUACAACCGCAGCUUCGUGGUCGGAAGUAAGGCUGGUCUGACAUCUGUUCUCUAUAACCUUGGCGGCUCAGCUCUGCUCGCCAACGCCAACCAAUACGGCCUCACCACAACAAAUCUGUCGUCUAAGCAAUGGCAGAUAGAGUUUGACCAUUUCUUCGGUGUCUCCCUCAACAGUCUACAGCUGUGGUGA